UCUUUUUUCCUUUCCUUCUUCAGGAGCAGUAUCGUGAAGAGCUGAAGAUAAGAGACUAUCUUGGACUAUAUCUUGGGUUGCUUUCUGGUUGCCCCCCCAAGACCAGUUGUUCAUCAUAGAGCAACAAGGAUCCAGAUAUGGUGAUGAAGGAGAUCCUGAUCUUCUUGGCCAACGUGGUGCUCUUAAAAGCUCAAGUCUGCACAGAAAUCCCUAAUCCAGGAACCCUGAAACAGAUUCAUGCUGGCAAUGGGUUUGUUGUUGGUCUGGAGCCAACAGGCAAUGUUUUCAUGAUGAAUGGAGAAGACUGGCUCUAUCUGGCUGGAGGGAUGAAGCAUGUAACUUCUGGAGUUGGUGGUAUAUGGAUGGUUGACAACAGUAGCCAGAUCUAUCGGAUGAUAGGAGGCAAUCUGGAAAGAAUACCAGGGUCAUUUAAUGAGAUUGAUGCUGGAGGACCUGUCUUAGUGGCUGGUAUUAACUCAGAAGAACAAGCCACUUGUAUUUCUAGUUCUGAGCUAAACAAAAUGGUAGCAGGCUCUCCUUUACAUUGGACCGAUAUGGAAGGAAGUCUGAAAUCCAUCGCCUGUAGCUUAAACGGUUGUUGGGGUGUGACCAGUAACAAUAUUGUAAAUUAUCGUCAUGGUAUCCAGCCACAAAGGUGUGAGGGCACCCGCUGGGAGUACAUCACCAGUGGUUACUCCAUGGUUGCUACUGGGAGUGAUGGACGUGUCUUUGCUUUGAAAACAGGAUAUAUUUAUUACAGGGAUGGGAUCACAGCAAACCAAGUCACAGGGAGAAAAUGGACCAAAAUUAAUGGCAUCCCUGAGAAGGCCAAGUACUUGACCUACGACUUGAAUAUUUUGUGGCUGAUCACCCUAGAUGACAAGAUUCUGCGUUGUCAGUUAUAGAAAAGCAUAGCUGCUGCCUUUUCCCACCCCUGCAGACCGUCUCCUUAUUUACUUCUUCUUCUAACUCAGCUCUAAGCUCAGGGGCAUUUGAGAAGCUCUCUUGGAAACAUUUGCAAGAAUAGCAUCAGCAAUUUUAGCAGAAUGAAUCCAUUUGGAUUAAUGGAGAAUUUAUAGCUAGAUUCACCCAGUAUCCUAAAUUGUGAUUUAUUCCAUAAGCCAGAGAUGUUAAGCCAUAAACUGGGGAUGGGGGUGGAAGGACUUGGAGCCAGAUAUCAUAUCUGAAAGCCCUGGCUGUCGUUCUGGACCCUUAGCAAAAGUUUUAAUUGAAAUGAACAAUUGUCCUUUUUUCAUGUUAACCAAGGGAAAUGCUGUUAACUACAGGAAGAAUAAUACUUUUUGUUUAAUACAUUUUGAGUUAACCUUUUUUCUCCUUCUCCUGUGUGUAUUUUUGCAAUAUGCCUCCCUGGCUGUCAUUGAAAGGUCAGAUGUUGCUCUCUGUCCAUGAAAAAGUUUUGCACAUUUGCCCUAGAUCAGUGUUGUCCAAACUUGGCCACUUUAAGAUGAGUGGACUUCAAC
Molecule: messenger RNA, 1481 nt
Organism: Python bivittatus (Burmese python)
Lineage: Eukaryota; Metazoa; Chordata; Lepidosauria; Squamata; Pythonidae
Product: fish-egg lectin-like
Source: RefSeq, a predicted model, not a curated record